Messenger RNA from Populus trichocarpa (black cottonwood), 1772 nucleotides. RefSeq lists its product as uncharacterized. The transcript has a single exon. NCBI's taxonomy places the organism in Eukaryota, Viridiplantae, Streptophyta, Magnoliopsida, Malpighiales, Salicaceae. Bases 227 to 1573 code for a protein of 448 amino acids. The record is from RefSeq and is a predicted model, not a curated record.
GCAAAGUGAACUGGCCACUCCCACUUCUUGUAGACUAUCCUUUUUGGUUCCCAAUGCCAAAACCCAUAACUCAAAAAUAUUUAUCUUUUUGAUAUUUUGCCGCCUCCAUUAAAAUCUCCCGUCUCACAUACUCUCCAUUAUCAUCUCUCUCUGUCUGCAGCUCUUAAGGCUUCUCAUUAGCACACAAAUGAGCAAGAAAACCAAACCCAGAACCACAUUUUAGCUAAUGAACACUAUGCAUUACCACAUCACCAAAUUUAAACCGAAUUGUCUGGUCUAUAUGCAGCACUUGCAAAACAUAAAAAGAUCGAUCUUUGCCUUUCUCCUGUGCAUACCAACUUCACUUCUUGCUCUUAUACUCUUUCUCUUACUUUUUUAUAAUGGUUUCACUGUUUUCUACUUUCACCUUCCCUUUCCCUCCAAUCCUCUGCCAGAACCCGCCAAUUUCUCACAGGGAAAUCUUGCUAAAAAUUCUUUUAAAAAGCUCCCAGCUUCAGUGAUGUAUGCAGUGAAAGAAGAUACCCCACCCGUGAUUUUAAAGACCCUUUUGCCACUUUUGCAAAAUCCAGCCAUUACAAUGAUACCAAUUAACCAUUCUGUGGUUUUUAAGCCAAAUAAGACUCACGGAUACGAAGCUGUGAAGAGGAUGCUGAGGUCUGCCGACAAUUUAAAGCGGUUCUCAACAAGAGUAAGAGAAUUCUUUGGGAAUCAUGGAUGUAAGGUUAGGUUCUUUAUGACUUGGAUUUCUUCUUUGAAGUCGUUUGGUGAUAGAGAGUUUUUUUCUGUUGAGAGUUUGUUCAGGUCUCAUCCAGAUGCUUGUUUGGUUAUUGUUUCUAAUUCCAUGGAUUCUGAAAGUGGGAGUCUUGUUUUAAAGCCAUUUUUGGAUAAACGGUUUAAAUUGAUUGCUAUUAAGCCUGAUUUUGAUUAUUUAUUCAAGGACACUCAUGCUGAGAAAUGGUUUAAAGGGUUAAAGAAAGGGAAUGUUAGCCCUGGAGAAGUUUCUUUGGGUCAAAACAUGUCUAAUUUGCUUAGGCUUGCUUUGUUGUAUAAGUUUGGUGGUAUUUAUAUGGACACUGAUGUGAUAGUGUUGAAGAGAUUUACCAAAUUGAGAAAUGUUAUAGGGGCACAAACUAUUGAUCUUGAAACUAGGAAUUGGAGCAGAUUGAAUAAUGCUGUGUUGAUUUUUGAUAAGAAGCAUCCAUUACUCUUCAAAUUCAUCGAAGAAUUUGCACUCACAUUUGAUGGAAACAAGUGGGGUCACAAUGGUCCUUAUCUGGUUUCAAGAGUUGUUUCGAGAGUCAAUGGAAGGCCUGGGUUUAACUUCACCGUACUGCCUCCUCCUGCAUUUUAUCCGGUGGAUUGGAGUCGAAUUAGAAGUUUCUUUAGAGGGCCUAGAGAUAAGGUUCACUCUACAUGGUUGCAUGAAAAACUUGAGCAGAUUAAAAGUGAAAGUUUUGCAGUUCACUUAUGGAACAAGCAGAGCAGGGAGAUUAAAGUGGAAAGUGGAAGCAUAAUCAAUUAUAUAAUGUUGGAUUGUUGUGUCUUCUGCAAUUCUUCCAGCUCGAGUUUGUAAAUUAUCAUAGAAAAAAAUGAUGGAAGUUGAAGUGUUGAAGAUUUAUUUCUUGCUGUGGUUAUGGACUAACUCAAUCCAUUCCACCAUUACAGUGUUGAUGAAGUUUGAAGAAAGAACCCAUCGGGUUUUUUCUUAUUAUUUAUUUGAUGUGUAUCUUCUUCCAAGAUAUGAAAAUGGAAUCUAAUAAGAACCUUCUGUA